AUGUUCAUUCUUCUGACAUUCAUCACUGUUCUGGAUUUGGUUUUUCUAUUCACUGGGUUUCUAGCAGAACUCAUGGCAAUUCUGGACAAUUUGAACUCAGAAUUUUGUGAUGGAUAUGUCAGCGCAACCACUGGAGUUGUUAGAUUCAUUGCGAUUUAUGUCAAUAGAAUAGCAAAACUCUCUGGAAUUUAUAUCACUAUUUUUAUGAGUCUUAUCCAAGUCUUGACACUUAAAAACCCCCGAAAACAGUUCUGGAUCCGCAAGACUAUUGCUACAGUAUUCCUUAUUACUGUAACUUUGUAUUUGUUGUUUUAUAUUGGAGAAGCUGUCACUUUGGUUUUCUACUCAUUUAAAAUGCCGACUCAAGAAUGUCUCUCAUUGGCAAUACUGGAGUCUGCCGACUAUUCUGACUGGAUUUUCACAGUGUUAAAGUUAACUAAUUACGGUGAAAUUGGUAUGCAAUUAUUGUCAAUUUCACUCGAAAUUGUGUUCUACAUUGUUCUGAAAGCGUUGAGUGGAAAAUCUAUUGACACGGAAAAAUAUAAGUAUUCGGUGAUGAUUAUGAGAGUGUUGAUUUUUUGUUUUUUGUUUGAUACCGCUCCUUUUUUGGUGCAGAUCUCGUAUGGUUUAAUCACAGGAAUCGCAGAAUUACAAUGGACAAGAGAUGAUGUUUCUUUAUCAUACACUCUCGGACAUGUUGUCAGAUCCAUAAUUCUUGUAUUCCGGCCCCUUUUGAUAUAUCACACUUCUGAAGAAUACCGUGCAACUUUCAAAGAAGUCAAAACUAAAAGUUUCUGGUUCACCCGGAACAAAGUGCAGGACAAUUUGCAGAUAUAG
Messenger RNA from Caenorhabditis remanei, 837 nucleotides. RefSeq lists its product as uncharacterized. NCBI's taxonomy places the organism in Eukaryota, Metazoa, Nematoda, Chromadorea, Rhabditida, Rhabditidae. The record is from RefSeq and is a predicted model, not a curated record. Gene Ontology annotation, cellular component: membrane. The transcript has 2 exons. Bases 1 to 837 code for a protein of 278 amino acids.